GCUCAGUUUCUAGAAACAAAAUGAUUCCAGAAACGAGAAAGCAAUUGGCGAUGGUUGCAGAUCAAACUUGAUUCCUUCUUCUUCGACAGCAAGUCUUGAUUCUUUGUUCUUCAAAUUGUUGAUUCCUUCUUCCACCCCUAAAGCCAUUGAAACUGAGGACUAUGCAAUUCCACUGAUAUUUUCAGGUGUCUUGAGACACAUUUAAGAAAUAAUGUACGGGGCUGAAAAUUUUAGCAAUCUUUGAUGAAAUUUCAAUCGGGUUCUCCUUUUCGGUUCUCGGAUGCUUCUUGUUCUCAGCUCUCUCUUCUCCGGGCUUGUUCGCCACUGACUCUUCCAAACUGCAGCUAUUGUCAGUGGGAAUGCAAGAUCGUCAAGAACCCAGUUCAGCUCCUCCAUGGCUGCAGCGGAUCCACUAGUUUUGAUCAGAGACAAGGAUGUCAUAGUGAUGUUUUGGGGUUCCUUGAUGGUUUCUUGAAAAUCGGCAUUCAAGUGGAGUGGGAUGAAGCACAAGAUUCAUAUUUCUCCAACUGCACAGACUACAAGACCAAGAAUGGAGUUUGUGGCUUCAACUCUUCUGACCCCAACAAACAAUUCAUCUGUUUCCCACCGGAAACCAGUAUCCCGUCAUGGAAUCCGAAUAGAGUUGCAAUUUUGUCUUCAAUCUUCCUAUUGACGUGUGUUUUUCUUGUGAUUUCAGUUGGCAUUGUUAUUUUCUGUUCUAGAAAGCUAAAUUCACAAUCCUCAGAGGAAGACCCAACGACUUUGUUCCUUCAUAGCCAUCGUUCUGCGAGUCUCCUUCCUCUAGUCUUCACUUAUAAGGAGCUUGAAUCCUCCACCAACAAAUUCGACCCCAAGUGCAAGAUUGGCGAUGGUGGGUUUGGCAGAGGAUUUAGGGGUCGAAGAAGGAAUCAAUGGUUUGGAGAAGAAAAAAAAUCUAUAGUUGCAAAGGAUUUAGGGUUUGAAGAAGGAAUCAACAGUUUGAAGAACAAAGAAUCAAGACUUGCUAUUGAAGAAGAAGGAAUCAAGUUUGAUCUGCAACCAUCGUCGAUUGCUUUCUCGUUUCUGGAAUCAUUUCGUUUCUGGAAACUGAGCAGUCGACUGGAAUGGUUGUUGGAAACUGAGCAACCGGCCGAAAUGGUGCAGAAGAUUUAGGGGUUUCGAAGAAGGAUUUAGGGGUUUCCGAUGAACAAUGAAAUAAUCCGAACACUCUGUUCCGAAUUUCCAAUUGGAUAUGUUCGACAUUUUUUUCCUCUGUUCCCACUUCUCUGUCAAUCUUGUUCGUUUUGUCGGAAAGUUGAUUGCUUUUCCAUUUUUCAGUUAGAAAAUCCUCUCCAUCCCAUCAAAAAACUCAAACCCAUCAGCUCUUUUUCUUCAGAAAAUUGUGGGUUUCUGUUCAGAGCAAGAAAAACAGCCUAAAAUUGAGUAAAUCAAUCGCUUUUUCUUUCAAUUUUUCCCCUUUCGUCGGACUUCCCUUUUUCUUCAAUUUCCGGUCUACAGCGUCUUGUUUUCAAGUGUUUUCUGCCAGAUUAAUCGGUGUUUUGCUAAGUGGGUUUUGAUUUAGUUUGAAGAAUUAGCCGUUGAAAUAGGAA
Molecule: messenger RNA, 1589 nt
Organism: Rubroshorea leprosula
Lineage: Eukaryota; Viridiplantae; Streptophyta; Magnoliopsida; Malvales; Dipterocarpaceae
Source: the annotation of a GenBank genome assembly